Cyclopterus lumpus (lumpfish) is the source of this 4573-nucleotide messenger RNA. It is a transcript of the gene npc1, whose product is annotated as Niemann-Pick disease, type C1. Bases 72 to 3905 code for a protein of 1277 amino acids. Gene Ontology annotation, molecular function: lipid carrier activity. Gene Ontology annotation, cellular component: membrane. Lineage: Eukaryota; Metazoa; Chordata; Actinopteri; Perciformes; Cyclopteridae. The transcript has 25 exons. The record is from RefSeq and is a predicted model, not a curated record.
AGAACCCCCAUCAACAAGAUAUGCGAAACUUUCGGUGACCGAGACCAGUUCGUCUCGUUUCAGGCGCAGCGAUGGGAGUCCUACCGGGGGGACGCCGUUCAUGGCCGCUGCUCUUCUUCAUCCUCCUGUCGGAGGGACACUUUCGAUGGGUGGAGGCCCAGCACUGCGUGUGGUACGGUGAGUGCGGGGAGUCCGAAAAGGUGCCCGGAAAAAAGUACAACUGCAACUACACCGGUCCUUCCCUCCCUCUGGACCCCAAAGGCUAUGACCUUCUCACGGAGCUUUGCCCCGGAUACGACUACGGAGAGCGACGCCUCUGCUGCGACGUCAACCAGUUGAACACCCUCAAAGGGAGCCUCCAGCUGCCCCUUCAAUUUCUGUCUCGGUGCCCUGCCUGCUUCUUCAACCUGAUGAACCUCUUCUGCGAGCUGACCUGCAGCCCUCACCAGAGCCGCUUCAUGAACGCCACCAAGUUCAAUGCCACCAAGAUCAAUUCCACCAACGUUUUGGAAGUGGAGUACUACAUCGGAAAGAACUUUUCCAACGCCAUGUAUAAUGCCUGUAUGGACGUCCAGGCACCAUCCAGUAACGUGAAGGCCUUAGCACUGCUGUGUGGAAAGGAUGCAAAGGACUGCAACGCUACCAACUGGAUCCAGUACAUGUUCAAUAUUAACAACGGACAGACUCCUUUUUCUAUCAUCCCCAUAUUCUCAGACGUCCCGGUGUCUGGUCACACGCCCAUGAACAACAAGACGUACGCCUGUACAGAAGGCCUGGAGGACGGUUCGGGUCCCUGCUCCUGUCAGGACUGCGCCAAGGCCUGUGGCCCCAAACCCGUGCCCCCCCCUCUUCCCCCUCCCUGGACCAUCCUUGGCAUCGACGCCAUGACCCUCAUCAUGUGGAUCUCUUACGCGGCCUUCCUGUUCAUCUUUAUCGGAGCCGUGCUGGGAGCUUGGUGUUACAGGAAGAGGACCAUCAUGUCUGAGUACGGCCCCAUAUUGGACAGCAAUAACCCACUCUCUAUCAAUAGCAAUAAUCCUGACCAAGUAAACGCGUCGUGCUGUGAAACGCUGGGCGAGCGCUUCGAGAACGCCCUGCGUGUCCUCUUCAGUUCCUGGGGUUCCUUCUGCGUGCGCCGCCCCACCCUGGUCAUACUGGGCAGCCUGAUACUGGUGGCCGCCUCCUCCGGGGGCCUGUUCUUCAUGCGCAUCACCACCGACCCCGUGGAGCUGUGGUCCUCUCCCUCCAGCCAGGCUCGGCAAGAGAAGGACUACUUCGACAGCCACUUCGGACCCUUUUUCCGAACGGCGCAGCUCAUCAUCACCACGCCGCUCACCGACACUUUUAUUUACUCCCCGUACUUCGGAGGGUCGGACGUCCCAUUCGGAGCCAUCCUGGACAAAGACAUCCUGCACCAGGUGCUGGAUCUUCAGCUUUCCAUCGAAGGCCUCAUAGCGACGUACGAGGGCCAAAGCGUCACCUUGAAGGACAUCUGCUUGGCUCCGCUGGCCCCUUUCAAUAACAACUGCACCAUCUUGAGUGUGCUCAACUACUUCCAGAACAGCCACGCCGUGCUGGACCACGUCGUCGGGGACGACUUCUACGUUUACGCCGACUAUCACAGCCACUUCCUUUACUGCGUCAGUGCACCGGCAUCCCUCAACGACACCACUAUGCUCCACGACCCCUGUCUGGGCACCUACGGGGGCCCCAUCUUCCCCUGGCUGGCCCUCGGGGGCUACGACGAAACCAACUACAACAACGCCACGGCUCUGGUGAUCACCUUCCCACUCAACAACUACCUGAACGACUCCGUGAGGCUGGGCAAAGCUCUGGCCUGGGAGCAAGAAUUCAUCAAGUUCAUGAAGAACUUCAACAAUCCCAACCUGACCGUCGCCUUCAGUGCCGAGCGGAGCAUCGAGGACGAAAUCGACCGAGAGAGCAACAGUGACGUCGGCACCAUCGUGAUCAGCUACGCCAUCAUGUUCAUCUACAUCUCCCUGGCCCUGGGUCACAUCAACAGCUGCAGGAGAGUGAUGGUGGACUCUAAGAUCUCUCUGGGCAUCGCGGGCAUCCUGAUUGUGCUCAGCUCGGUGUCCUCCUCGCUGGGGCUCUUCAGCUACUUCGGCGUUCCCCUCACCCUCAUUGUGAUCGAGGUCAUUCCUUUCCUGGUGCUGGCGGUCGGGGUGGACAACAUCUUUAUUAUAGUGCAGACGUACCAGAGGGAUGAGCGGAUGCCCCAGGAGGAGCUUCACCAGCAGAUUGGCCGUAUCCUUGGAGACGUGGCCCCGAGCAUGUUUCUCUCCUCCUUCUCGGAGACGGUCGCCUUUUUCCUCGGAGCCCUGUCCAACAUGCCCGCCGUGAGGACGUUCUCUCUGUUUGCCGGCUUGGCCGUUUUCAUCGACUUCCUGUUGCAGAUCAGCUGCUUCGUCAGCUUGCUCGGCCUGGACGCCCAGAGGCAGGAGGGGAAUCGGCUCGACAUCUUCUGCUGCGCGAAGCUGCCGGACGGCCAGGAAGAAAAGAAGGACAGCUUCCUCUUCCAGUUCUUCAGGAAGAUCUUCGCCCCGUUCCUCCUCAAAGAGUGGGUGCGACCAAUCAUAGUGGCAGUUUUUGUGGGAAUUCUCUCCUUCAGCAUUUCUGUGGUGAAUAAAGUGGAGAUCGGACUGGACCAGAAACUCUCCAUGCCGGAUGACUCGUACGUGCUGGAGUACUUUAAGAACCUGAGCAUGUACCUCCACACCGGCGCUCCGGUGUACUUCGUGGUGGAGGACGGUCACAACUACAGCAGCCCGGAGGGCCAGAACGCCGUGUGCGGAGGAGUCGGCUGCAACAACGACUCUCUGGUCCAGCAGGUCUACGGCGCCUCGCUCAUCAGCGACUACACGACCGUGGCGUUCACGCCGUCCUCUUGGCUCGAUGACUACUUCGACUGGGUGAAGCCUCAGUCCUCCUGCUGCCGCUACCUCAACGCCAGCGGGGACUUCUGCAAUGCCUCCGUGGUGAACCCCUCCUGCGUUCACUGUCGGCCCAUGACUCCCAGUGGAAAGCAGAGGCCAGAAGGAGACGACUUCAUGCGGUUUCUACCCAUGUUCCUGUCGGACAAUCCAAACGUCAAGUGUGGAAAAGGCGGCCACGCGGCCUACGCCACGGCGGUCGACCUGCGUCCCAAAGGCGCCGGCGUCGGAGCCACCUACUUCAUGACGUACCACACCAUCCUGAAGGAAUCCCCCGACUACAUAGAGGCUUUAAAAAUGGCUCGAAUCCUGGCCGACAACAUCACCCAGACCAUGGGCCACAAAGUGUUUGCCUACAGCAUCUUCUACGUGUUCUACGAGCAGUACCUCACCAUCGCCCGCGACACGGCCGUGAACCUGGGCGCGUCGCUGGCGGCCAUCUUCCUGGUGUCCGCGGUGCUGCUGGGCUUCGAGCUGUGGUCCGCGGCGCUCGUCAGCCUCACCAUCGCCAUGAUCCUCGUCAACAUGCUGGGCGUCAUGUGGCUGUGGAGCAUCAGCCUCAAUGCCAUAUCCCUCGUGAACCUGGUCAUGUGCUGCGGCAUCUCGGUGGAGUUCUGCAGCCACAUCGUUCGAGCGUUCUCCGUCAGCGUGAAGCCGAGCCGGGCGGAGCGGGCGGAGGAGGCGCUGGCUCACAUGGGGAGCUCGGUGUUCAGCGGCAUCACGUUGACGAAGUUCGGAGGGAUCCUCAUCCUGGCUCUUUCCAAGUCGCAGAUCUUCCAGGUCUUCUACUUCCGGAUGUUCUUGGCCAUCGUGCUGCUGGGCGCCGCGCACGGCCUCGUCUUCCUCCCCGUGUUGCUCAGUUACAUCGGUCCCUCGGUGAACAAAGCCAAAGUGUUUGCUGCUAACAAGCGCAACGCCGGUACAGAAAGGGAGCGCCUCCUCAACUACUAGCGGGCCGAGACCAUGAACAAUGAGCCACUUGUCUGAAAAAGGGUGUGUGUGUGUGUGUGUGUGUGUGUGUGGUGAGCAGUGACACACUCAUCAUCAUCAUCAUCAUCAUCAUCAUCAUCAUCGCCGCCACUACUAUGCACGGAUUUAACUCAGGAAUAUAUACUUUUGGAUUAGGGAGUGCCCGGACUAGUCCAACUGCAAACAUAUUGACUUUCUCAGAAGACUUUGGACCCCCCCUCCCACAACCCCUUCAUGGCUCCGCCUCCUCACACUACAGUAAAACGGGCUGACUGCAGCAUAUAUUUUUUUUUUUAGCACGACCAGAAAUUCCUCUUUGAUUGUAGGAAGUAGGACAGAAACCAACCCCCAAAACUAAAAAGGGUCAAACUGGUUUUAGUUUUACAUAUUUUUUAUAUAUAUAUAUAUAUAUAUAUAUAUAUAUAUAUAUAUAUAUAUAUAUAUAUAUAUAUAUAAUGGCACCAAGUGGAGCGAACAGGUAUACCAUAAUGUCGCUGGCCCCCAUAACACCUGGCAUCAACGUCACAUCCGGGGGUUUACGUACUUUUAUUAUGAAGCGUUGGACGGCAAUGUUUACACAACAAACAUGACGUUUGGGGUUUUCAUCUUAAUGUUUUUUUUUGGGGGGGGGGGGGGCACGUUCACAUCCA